Acanthosepion pharaonis is the source of this 2859-nucleotide messenger RNA. Lineage: Eukaryota; Metazoa; Mollusca; Cephalopoda; Sepiida; Sepiidae. The record is from the annotation of a GenBank genome assembly.
AUGCAACUGCAAAAUUACUUAUAUAUUGCAAUCUUUUUUUCCUUUUUUUUCCUUUCUUUUUUCCUUUCUUUUUUUUUCCUUUUUUCUUUUUUCCUUUUUUUCUCUUUUUUCCUUUCUUUUUUCCUUUUUUCUUUUUUCCUUUUUUCUCUUUUUUCCUUUUUUUUUUCCUUUUUCCUUUUUCCUUUCUUUUUUCUUUUUCCUUUCUUUUUCCUUUUUCCUUUCUUUUUCCUUUUUCCUUUCUUUUUCUUUUUCCUUUUUCCUUUUUUUUUUUUUUCCUUUCUUUUUCCUUUUCCUUUUUUCCUUUUUUUCCUUUCUUUUUCUUUCUUUUCUUUUUUUCCUUUUUUUCUUUUUCUUUUUCUUUUUCUUUUUCCUUUUUUCUUUUUCCUUUUUCUUUUUCCUUUCUUUUCCUUUUCUUUUUUUCCUUUCUUUUCCUUUUUUUCUUUUUUUUCCUUUCUUUUUCCUUUUCCUUUUUUUUUUUUCUUUUUCUUUUUUUUUCUUUCCUUUUUCUUUUUUCUUUUUUUUUCCUUUUCCUUUUUCUUUUCCUUUUUUCUUUUUUUUCCUUUCUUUUCCUUUUUCUUUUUCCUUUCUUUUCCUUUUUUUUCCUUUUUCUUUUUCCUUUCUCCUUUCCCUUUUUUUUUUUUUUCCUUUUUUUCCUUUUUUUUCUUUUUCCUUUUUUUUCCUUUUUCUUUUUUUUUUUUUUUCUUUUUUUUUUUCCUUUCUUUUCCUUUUCCUUUUUUCCUUUUUUUUCUUUUUUUUUUUUUUUCUUUUUUUUUUCCUCCUUUUUCUUUUUUCCUUUUUCCUUUUUUCUUUUUUUCCUUUCUUACUCCUUUUUUCUUUUUUCCUUUCUUUUUCCUUUUUUCUCUUUUUUCCUUUCCUUUUCCUUUUUUCUCUUUUUUCCUUUCCUUUUCCUUUUUCCCUUUUUUCCUUUCUUUUUCCUUUUUUUUCUUUUCCUUUUUUUUUUCCUUUUUUCCUUUUUUCCUUUCUUUUUCCUUUUUUUCCUUUUUUCCUUUCUUUUUCCUUUCCUUUUUCCCUUCCUUUUUUCCUUUCUUUUUCCCUUCCUUUUUUCUUUUCUUUUUUUCCUUCCUUUUUUCUUUUUUUCCUUUAAUCCUUGUUGGAGCCCCUCAAGCCAAUGAUACCAAUUUUCCCAAUAUCCUACAACCUGGUUUAAUUCAGAGAUGUGGAAUCAACAGAAAGCUGCAUUGUACAAAUGUAGAUUUUUUAAACCAAGAAACACCAAGCAAAAACCAGUGGCUUGGCGUGACACUUCAGACUGAAAAAAAUGGAAUAGAUUCUCAUGUUAUUACAUGUGCCCAUCGAUAUUGGGCAAACACUCAUUUCAAUGGAAUCUGUUAUAUACUGGAUAAUGGUUUGGAUGGUUUUUAUAAAUUUGUGGCCAAUGUGAGAGGAGAUCAUACAAUUUAUGGGGCCAACCAGGCAGGAAUUAGUGCCAUGUUUGAUCCACAUCAAAAAAAUGGUUAUACCUAUGCCGUUGGAGCCCCAGGUGCCAUGAAUUGGAGAGUGAAUCUGGUUAACUUAUUCCUUUUUUUUAUCUUUCCUUUCUACUUCUCUCUUUUAUUUCUCCUUUCUUUUCUGUUUUUAUCUUCUUUAUCUAUUUUAUCUUCCCUUUCUUUUCUUUAUUUUAUCUUUCCUUUUUUCUUUUUUAUCUUCCUUUUUUCUUUUUAUUCUUUUUCUCUUUUAGCUUCCCUUUCUUUUCUCUUUUUAUUUUCCUUUUUUUUUUUUUUUUCCCUUUUCUCUUUUUUUUUCUUUUUUUUUCUUUUUUUAUUUCCUUUUUUUUUUUUUUUUUUAUUUUUUUUCUGUUUUUAUCUUUUUAUCUAUUUUAUCUUCCCUUUUUUUCUUUAUUUUAUCUUUCAUUUUUUUUUUUUUUUUAUCUUCCUUUUUCUCUUUUAUCCUUUUUUUCUUUUAGCUUUUUUUUUUUCUUUUUUUUUAUUUCUUUUUCUUUUUCUUUUUAUUUUUCCUUUUUUUUUUUUUUUUUUUCUUUUCUUUUUUUUCUUUUUUAUCUAUUUUAUCUUCCCUUUCUUUCUUUUUUUAUCUUUCCUUUUUUCUUUUUUCUUUUUCUUUUAUCCUUUUUUCUUUUCCCUUUUUUUUUUUUUCAUUUCUUUUUUUUUCUAUUUUAUUUCUCCUUUCUUUUCUCUAUUUUAUUUCUCCUUUCUUUUCUUUUUUUAUUUCUCCUUUCUUUUCUUUUUUUAUUUCUUUCUUUUCUGUUUUUAUCUUCUUUAUCUAUUUUAUCUUCCCUUUCUUUUCUUUAUUUUAUCUUUCCUUUUUUUUUUUAUCUUCCUUUUUUUUUUUAGCUUCUCUUUUUUUUUCUUCCCUUUGUUUUUCUUUUUUAUUUCUCCUUUCUUUUCUCUUUUUUAUUUCUCCUUUCUUUUCUUUUUUUAUUUCUUUCUUUUCUGUUUUUAUCUUCUUUAUCUAUUUUAUCUUCCCUUUCUUUUCUUUAUUUUAUCUUUCCUUUUUUUUUUUUUAUCUUCCUUUUUUCUCUUUUAUCCUUUUUCUCUUUUAGCUUCCCUUUGUUUUUCUUUUUUAUUUCUCCUUUCUUUUCUCUAUUUUAUUUCUCCUUUCUUUUCUCUAUUUUAUUUCUCCUUUCUUUUCUCUUUUUUAUUUCUCCUUUCUUUUCCUUUUUUAUUUCUUUCUUUUCUCUUCUCUUUGUUUUUGUUUUUUUUAGCUACCCUUUGUUAUUCUUUUUUUUGCUUCCCUUUGUUUUUCUUUUUUAUUUCUCCUUUUUUUUUUCUUUUUAUUUCUCCUUUCUUUUCUCUUUUUUAUUUCUUUUUUUUUUUCUUUUUAUCUUUCCUUUUCUCUUUUUAUCUUUCCUUUUUCUUUUUUAGCUUCCUUUUUCUUUUUUAG